AUGUUGUACAUAAAAGCAUUGGCCUGCUUCCUGCAAUACCAAACAGUGUUCUACCUGGCGCUAACAGUCCUAUUUAUUGGCAGCGUGAAUGGCGCAAACCAACUGCAUAUUGGUGGAAUCUUUCCCAUAGCAGGAAAGGGAGGUUGGCAGGGUGGACAAGCGUGCAUGCCAGCCGCAAAGCUUGCACUUCAGGAUGUGAAUGAAAAUCAGGACCUGUUACCAGGAUUUAAUCUUACUCUCCACAGUAAUGAUAGCGAGUGUGAACCGGGUCUUGGAGCAAGCGUUAUGUAUAAUUUAUUGUACAAUUCACCACAAAAGCUGAUGCUAUUAGCAGGAUGUAGUACAGUAUGUACGACGGUGGCAGAAGCUGCAAAAAUGUGGAAUUUAGUUGUGCUAUGCUACGGAGCUUCUAGUCCAGCUCUAUCCGAUCGCAGUCGUUUUCCCACUCUGUUCAGAACACAUCCGUCUGCCACCGUACAUAAUCCUACGAGGAUUAAGCUGAUGCAAAAGUUUGGCUGGUCAAGGGUUGCAAUCCUGCAACAGGCAGAGGAAGUUUUUAUAUCGACAGUAGAGGAUUUAGAAACAAGAUGUAAAGAUGCGGGCAUCGAAAUAGUGACAAGACAAUCAUUUCUAUCCGAUCCUACGGAUGCAGUGCGAAAUUUACGACGGCAGGACGCUCGCAUCAUAGUGGGACUGUUUUAUGUGGUGGCAGCACGCCGUGUACUAUGUGAGAUGUACAAACAGCAACUUUACGGAAGGGCUUAUGUGUGGUUCUUCAUCGGAUGGUACGAGGAUAAUUGGUACGAAGUGAACUUGAAGAACGAAAAUAUUUCAUGCACAAAAGAACAAAUGAAGAUGGCUGCUGAAGGCCACCUAACAACUGAGGCGCUAAUGUGGAAUCAGAACAAUCAGAAAACGAUAUCAGGGAUGUCAUCGGAGGAUUUUCGGAAACGAUUGAAUGCUGCCUUGAUGGACGAGGGAUACGAUAUUACUCACAACCGCUAUCCAGAAGGAUACCAAGAAGCUCCACUCGCCUACGAUGCAGUCUGGAGUGUGGCGUUAGCAUUUAAUAAGACGAUGCAGAGACUAACGGAACAAAACUCGGGCAAAAAUCUAAAAGACUUUACCUACACGGACAAGGAAAUAGCGAACGCUAUUUAUGCCGCCAUGAACUCGACCCAAUUUCUGGGUGUAUCGGGCGUAGUUGCUUUCAGCUCGCAGGGCGAUCGUAUCGCAUUAACUCAGAUUGAACAAAUGAUUGAUGGACAGUACUAUAAGUUGGGAUACUACGACACACAGGCCGAUAAUCUCACUUGGUUCAACAAGGAGAAGUGGGAUGGAGAGAAGGUCCCCCAAGAUCGUACGAUCGUGAGAAGAGUUUUGAGAACCGUUUCCUUGCCGCUGUUUAUCUGUAUGAGCACAAUAUCGAGUUUUGGCAUAUUAGUAGCAAUAACGCUCAUCAUAUUUAACAUUUGGCAUAGACAUCGAAGGGUUAUUCAGUCGUCACAUCCCGUUUGCAACACCAUCAUGCUUUUUGGAGUUAUCAUAUGUCUCGUGUCCGUGAUUUUGCUGGGUAUUGAUGGACAGUUCAUAACAGCCGACAACUAUCCAAAAGUAUGUCAGGCAAGGGCUUGGAUUCUUUCAACUGGUUUUACCUUAGCCUAUGGAGCCAUGUUUAGCAAAGUAUGGCGUGUGCAUCGCUUUACAACGAAAACUAAAACGGAUCCCAAGAAAAAAGUGGAACCCUGGAAGUUGUACACAAUGGUAUCUGGUCUUUUGACGAUUGACUUAGUAAUACUGCUCACGUGGCAAAUGCAGGAUCCGCUACAACGAAGACUUGAAACAUUUCCAUUAGAGGAUCCGAUAUCGUCUAACGAUGAUGUAAAAAUACGACCAGAAUUGGAGCACUGCGAAAGCCACAACAAUUCCGUUUGGUUAGGAGUAAUCUACGGCUUCAAGGGAUUGAUAUUAGUGUUUGGACUUUUCUUGGCGUACGAGACACGCUCCAUCAAAGUGAAGCAAAUCAACGACUCCCGCUACGUUGGAAUGAGUAUUUACAAUGUUGUCGUCCUAUGCCUCAUCACUGCUCCCGUUGCUAUGGUGAUAGCGUCGCAACAAGAUGCGUCCUUUGCGUUUGUUGCGCUGGCGGUCAUCUUUUGUUGUUUUCUAAGUAUGCUAUUAAUAUUCGUGCCGAAGGUAAUAGAGGUCCUUCGCCAUCCUAAGGAUAAAGUCGAAUCUAAGUUCAGCAACGAUACCGGAAUUUCUAAGGAGGACGAGGAACGCUAUCAAAAAUUGAUUUCUGAAAAUGAUGAUCUGCAAAAACUAAUCGCUCAAAAAGAGGAUAAAAUACGAUUGCUAAAACAACGACUCACGGAACGGGAAACGAAAACUACUGCUCAACCCUUUAAUGAACCCUUAAACGGUAACACUGUUGGUGGCGUGCAGUUCAAUCGAUCAUCUUCAACCGCUCUAGCUCAAAAGUAA
This is a messenger RNA of Anopheles maculipalpis, 2484 nucleotides long. It is a transcript of the gene GABA-B-R1, whose product is annotated as gamma-aminobutyric acid type B receptor subunit 1. Gene Ontology annotation, molecular function: G protein-coupled GABA receptor activity. Gene Ontology annotation, cellular component: G protein-coupled receptor heterodimeric complex; membrane. The transcript has 15 exons. Bases 1 to 2484 code for a protein of 827 amino acids. Lineage: Eukaryota; Metazoa; Arthropoda; Insecta; Diptera; Culicidae. Gene Ontology annotation, biological process: gamma-aminobutyric acid signaling pathway; G protein-coupled receptor signaling pathway. The record is from RefSeq and is a predicted model, not a curated record.